UCAGUAACAAAUGAAAACAAACCUUUGUCAGAGGAAAUGACGGUUUUGACCAGAUGAGAAAUUGGGCUGUUACCUUAGUAACUAACCGGCUGCAAGAAACACACACUCACAAUCAAGUAGUGAGAGCAGGAGACGGCAUGGAAGAGCUCGAUUUGCUGUUGGAAGAGCUGGCCCUGAAUUCAGCUGGUUCAGAAAGUGUUGAUGAGAACAGGAGCAACGAUCCAGCAGUUGGAGGGGUGCCAGGUGUGGUUUAUGCUGGACUUGAAACCAAAAAAGAAAAAGGCACAGUCUGCUCAAAUGUCUACAGUGAUCUGCCAGCUCCUGUGGCAGCUUCCCCGAACCCCAGCUCGCCCACUAGGGAGCUGGACUCCAUCUUGCAGGAUCUGAUGGGUCUGGCAGAAGGGGAUCCAGGGUCUUCAACGACCCCUCCACCACUUACACUUAAGAAGUCUGUGAAAAGGACAACAGAAGGUGGUCAACAGGAGAACAUGGAGAGCAGCAGCAGCACAGCAGGUUCAGAUGCAAAGGCCUCGACCACAAGUAGGAAAACAGAUACUAUAGAUGCCCUGCUAGGAGGGCUGAGCUCUGACUUGGAGAAGAUUGGCGUACACACCACGGCCAAGGGCCACUGUGCUUCUUGCAACAAAUGCAUUGUGGGAAAGAUGAUCACAGCACUGGGUGAAGUGUGGCACCCUGAACACUUUGUGUGUGUGGCAUGUAAGAUGGAGCUGAGCACCACAGGCUUCUUUGAGAGAGACGGACAGCCGUACUGUGACAAAGACUACCAACAGCUCUUCUCUCCUCGUUGUGCCUAUUGCAAGGGGCCCAUUGUGCAGAACAUCCUGACAGCUCUGGACCAGACCUGGCACCCCGAACACUUCUUCUGUACACACUGUGGAGGCCUGUUUGGACCUGAAGGUUUCCUUGAAAAGGACGGGAAGCCAUAUUGUUGCAGGGACUUCUACCACCUCUUUGCUCCCAAGUGCUCAGGCUGUGGGGAGUCAGUGAGGGAGAACUACCUGACUGCGGCCAAUGGCACCUGGCAUCCAGAGUGCUUCGUCUGCGCAGACUGCCUGAAGCCCUUCACUGAUGGCUGUUUCAUGGAGUUGGAUGGUCGACCCCUCUGCUCCAUUCACUUCCACUCUCGGCAGGGCACCCUCUGUGGUGGCUGUGGUGAGCCCAUCACGGGCCGCUGCAUCUCUGCUCUCGAUCGCAAGUUUCACCCUGAGCACUUUGUGUGUGCCUUCUGUCUGCGGCAGCUCAGCCAAGGCAUUUUUAAGGAGCAGAAAGGGAAGCCAUACUGCUCGUCUUGCUUUGACAAGCUCUUUGUGUGAGGCACAUUGAACGUCACUUACAAAUAUGUGUUUGCAUUGGUACAGAUGAGCAAUACUUCAUGGGUACCUGAGGUACAUUUUAAGUGAUUUUGAAAAUGAAUAUGAUGGAUUACAAAUUAAGAGUGUGUAACAUAAAUUGUGACAUAAAUUAUUAAUAGACGAUGUAAAAAUAUCAAGGGAAAAAUGCUAAUUUUGUAAUAUAAUUAAUAACAUGGUUGUAAAACCAAAGGAAAACACCCGUUUCCCAUGAUAAAACUUAUUACAUAUUUGAGCUUUGGAGGGCUCUAAUAGGUGUGUUGCUGACACUUGAGCUAAAUUAUAUGGGAUUUCAUAUAUCAUGAUCACAUAAAAUUUAUAAAUGGAGAAAGAAAAACACAGAGGUGCAGUUUUAAUCCAUGGUUUCCAUUAAGCUAUCCUCAGUUUGCCAUAAGACUUGGCAGUCCGGAGAUACUCUGGCAGUAUGGAGCAGUUCAUCAAGGGGCUUGUCUAUGUGGCCUGAUAGCUUGUAUUGGCAGUGACUGGCAUGGAAUCGGCGUGCCAACCUGAGUUUCCUCUUACUCUGACUUACCAUUUGGCCCCUGGCAUGCAUUGGAUUCAAACAACCUCUUCAUUCUCCACACAGGCUCCUUUAUAAAUGCCUAUAGAAGAUUAAUGAAGGUGGUAAGGGGAACAAAGGUGGUUUCAGAAGGAGCUCACAUCACUGCAUCUCUUCAGCAACUCACUUUGACUGUUGAGGGAUGAAUCAGCCACAAAGUGUUUUAGAGUAAAUUUAUUUUUGGUGAAACAGGAUCAUGCCUGACGUACUUUUCUGUUCACUGAUGGUGUGGAUGAUAUGUCAAUGUGAGAUAUUUACAGCACAGGGUGUAGAGGAAAUGUUUUAUCUACUUCAAAUUUCAGCUUCUGUUAUCAGUUGUGCAGAUUCGUAUCUACCCUUUCUCGGGUGAAAAUGAUUCUGUCAUCUAUCGUAGUAAAUAUUUUAACUUAAGCUAUGCAUGAUUAAUGAUCACAUUAACAUUAUCUUCAUAUGCAUACUCCCUUUUUUGCUUGUCUUAUGUGUGACUUUACAGCAAGAUACACUGAUACCAAUGGACAGUAGGAAAUUAAUAAUUAAAGCUAAGGUAUUGGAAAUCUCUAA
Micropterus salmoides (largemouth bass) is the source of this 2469-nucleotide messenger RNA. RefSeq names its product leupaxin (gene lpxn). Bases 54 to 1334 code for a protein of 426 amino acids. The record is from RefSeq and is a predicted model, not a curated record. Gene Ontology annotation, cellular component: Z disc; adherens junction; stress fiber. The transcript is spliced from 9 exons. Lineage: Eukaryota; Metazoa; Chordata; Actinopteri; Centrarchiformes; Centrarchidae. Gene Ontology annotation, biological process: actin cytoskeleton organization; muscle structure development. Gene Ontology annotation, molecular function: muscle alpha-actinin binding; actin binding.